This is a messenger RNA of Podarcis raffonei (Aeolian wall lizard), 1397 nucleotides long. Its product is annotated as gastrula zinc finger protein XlCGF7.1-like. The record is from RefSeq and is a predicted model, not a curated record. NCBI's taxonomy places the organism in Eukaryota, Metazoa, Chordata, Lepidosauria, Squamata, Lacertidae. Gene Ontology annotation, biological process: regulation of transcription by RNA polymerase II. The coding region runs from base 348 to 1148 and encodes 266 amino acids. Gene Ontology annotation, molecular function: RNA polymerase II cis-regulatory region sequence-specific DNA binding; DNA-binding transcription factor activity. The transcript is spliced from 2 exons.
GGCUUGACUUCAGGUGCAGCAGAAUUCCCCAGCCCCCCAAGGAUUUGAGACCCAUCAGCUUUCCUCACCUGGUUUAGCCGGCCGGUUGAAGCCGUUGCUUGAAGCCCUGUUGCAUGCUGACAGCUUCUGGAAGCCACAGGAUUUCCUUUCUGCCCACUCUGAAAAAGGUGAUGGAGAAGACAGAAUUGCAGGGGACAGGGCACCUUUCAUUUCAUUAGGAAUAGCCAUUAAAAUGUGUGAAAUGUGGAAUAUGCUUCACUGAAUGAGCACACAUAGUUCACAUCAACAAACACAAAAAGGAAAGAACCCAUUUAAAGGUAUGUAGUGCGGAAAGAGCUUGUGUUUCAAUGCAAAACUUAGAACACACCAGUGGACUCACACAGAGAGAAAACUCACACAGAGAGUAUGGGAAGAACUUCAGUCAGAGUGGAAACCUUAAAUUGCACAAACGGACUCACACAGGGGGGAAACCAUAUGAAUGUAUGGAGUGUGGAAAGAAAUUUAGUAAUAGUGGAAACCUUGGAAGACAUCAACGGGAACACACAGGGGAGAAACUUUAUAAAUGUAUCGAGUGUGGAAAGAGCUUUAGUGAUAAUGGAAACCUUAGAAGACAUCAAUGGACUCACACAGAGGAGAAACCAUUUCAAUGUAUAAAGUGUGGAAACGUCUACAGUCAGAGUGGACACCUGAGAAGACAUCAACGUACUCACACAGGGGAGAAACCAUUUCAAUGUAUGGAGUGUGAAAAGAGCUUUAGUGAUAGUGGAAGCCUUAGCAGACAUCAACAGACUCACACAGGGGAGAAACCAUUUAAAUGUAUGGAGUGUGGAAAGGGCUUCAGUCACAGUGGAAGUCUUAGAAGACAUCAAUGGAUUCAUACAGAGGAGAAACCAUUUAAAUGUAUGGAGUGUGGAAAGCGCUUUAGCGAUAGUGGAAGCCUUAGCAGACAUCAACAGACUCACACAGGGAUGAAACCUUUUAAAUGUAUGAAGUGUGGAAAGAGCUUCAGUUAUAGUGGAAACCUUAGAAGACAUCAACAUGCUCACAUCGGUAAGAAACAAUUUAAAUGUAUGGAGUGCGGAAAGAGCUUUAGUGAUAAUGGAAAACUUAGAACUCAUCAACGGACUCACACGGAAGAAACCAUUUAAAAGUAUGGAGUAAAUACUAAAUGCUUCACUCAGAGUGGAAAUGUUAGAAAACAUCAGCAGACACACAGGGGAGAAACCAUUUAAAGGUAUGGACUGUAGAAGGAGCUUCAGUCAGAGUGGAAGCCUUGAAUUAUGUCAACAAACUCACACAAAAGACAAACCAUGUAAAUAUCAGGAAAUUAGAUAGAGGUUCACUCUUAGUGGAAGUUCAAAAUCAACAGACUCAUGGACAGGAGAAGCAGUUUAAAU